Anarrhichthys ocellatus (wolf-eel) is the source of this 4648-nucleotide messenger RNA. RefSeq names its product endoplasmic reticulum to nucleus signaling 2 (gene ern2). The record is from RefSeq and is a predicted model, not a curated record. Gene Ontology annotation, biological process: protein phosphorylation; intrinsic apoptotic signaling pathway in response to endoplasmic reticulum stress; IRE1-mediated unfolded protein response. NCBI's taxonomy places the organism in Eukaryota, Metazoa, Chordata, Actinopteri, Perciformes, Anarhichadidae. Bases 430 to 3342 code for a protein of 970 amino acids. The transcript is spliced from 24 exons. Gene Ontology annotation, cellular component: IRE1-TRAF2-ASK1 complex. Gene Ontology annotation, molecular function: protein serine/threonine kinase activity; ATP binding; RNA endonuclease activity.
ACAAAAAGCCGCUGUUGUUGCGUUCACAACUGUCCUGCUGUCUGUUUCCACGUGUUCCAGCCUUUUCUACAGCCCCUCCCCUUCUGUUCCAAACCUCUCCUCCCAUUGGCCGAGCCUCCUGUCACUCCGCAAGGGGGGCGUUGUUGGACACCACCCUCCUCGUUGCUUGACAGUUCUGUCCCGACGUCACCGGUUCCGUCCCAACACGGAAAUAAAUUAUGUCCAACGGCUGCGUUGCUGUUAUUAUGGAUUUAAAGCGGCACUGCUAAGCGUAGCUUUCGCCGUGUUUAAGGACUACGCGCGCGGCUUGUUUGCGAUGUUAAACGGCCGGUGCGGACUAACUUUGUGACAGAUGGACGCCCGCGCUGGAAAUGGAGAGAGAGUUCGACCUCUGUUGUUAGUUCAAUAGAGCUCCGUUUGUUCAGAGCCAUGAAACAAAGAGUGUUGGGGGUCAUGGGGGCUCUGGGACGCCUGCUGCUGUCUCUCCUCCUGCUGUCCUGGGACGGCAAGCUGUUUCAGGUUGGAGGGGUCAGAUCUGUCACCCUCCCAGAAUCCCUCCUGUUCGUCUCCACAAUGGACGGUAGUCUGCAUGCUGUCUCCAAACAGUCAGGAGACAUCAAGUGGACCCUCAGAGAAGACCCCAUUAUUCAAGUACCUGUCUACCUCACAGAGCCGGGUUUUCUCCCAGACCCCAAUGAUGGCAGUUUGUAUGUCCUGGGCGGCAAACACAAGGAAGGCCUGAUGAAACUGCCCUUCACCAUCCCGGAGCUGGUUCAGUCGGCUCCCUGCAGGAGCUCUGAUGGUAUCCUCUACACAGGUAAAAAGCAGGAUGUGUGGUUUGUGGUGGAUCCUGAGACGGGCGAGAAGCAAACCAGUUUAACCACCUCCUCCUCGGAAUCCAUCUGCCCGAACACUCCUCUGCUCUACAUUGGUCGCACAGAAUACAUGGUCACCAUGUUUGACACCAAGACACAGGAGCUGCGGUGGAACGCUACGUACAAUGAUUACUCUGCUCCACCUUACGACGACAAACAGGACUACAAGAUGGCCCAUCUUGUGUCGAGUGGUGAUGGUCUCGUAGUGACCGUUGACAGAGAGACAGGUGACGUCUUGUGGAGUCAGAACUAUGGGUCGCCCGUCGUAGGGGUCUACCUGUACUCUGGCGACUCACUGAGACACGCCCCUCACCUGUCGCUGGCUAGAGAAACGCUGCGCUUCCUCACCUUCUCCUCUGCCAACAAACAGAAGGACGCACACUCGACAUUGAAGUGGAGCUAUCAGUUUGUGAAAGAGCAAGCCAGCGCACAAGCACAACUCGUACCCACCCUCUAUGUAGGGAAAUUGGACUCCCACCUCUACGCCUCCACUUCCCUUGUCCACCAUGGAGUCUCGUUAGUGCCUCGGGGACUGACCUUGGCCCGAAUCGAGGGUCCAGUGACGACCGGAGUGACGGUCAGUGAGCGAGGGGAGUGUGAGAUCACACCUUUCACUGAUGUGCGCUAUCCAGCAGGAAGCACAAACAGCCGGAAAAACCACUGGCUGCUAAUAGGUCAUCACGAGCUCCCUCCAGUGGCUCACACCACCAUGCUGAGGGAUUUCCCAGUCGGCUUGCAGCGUUCUGGUGAGGCAGUCAUCCCCCCUCGACCUUCUGCCUCGCCUGCCUCCUACUACCACCAGCGCUACUUCCAGGUGGUUACUGGUAGCCACAGCGACACUAAUGCUGACAGAGGAGGGGUUGAUGGGAGGUCGACAGGACAGGCCCAGAGGCCGGCCGCUGUGCUGCCCGUCUAUAUGACUCAGGACCGUCUGACUCUGGCUGUUCUGACGCUGCUGCUGGGAGGAUGGCUGGCCUUCAUGCUCACGUACCCCGUUCGUGCAGCUCAUCAGCUGAAAGCUCAACGGCGGCUGGAGGAGGCUUUUGAGUCUCGUCUCCAGCACAUGCAGACAAACAUCCAGACGGCGACCUCGGUCUCUUCAGACGCAGCCCUUUCUACUGACACAAACCUCUCCAGUGAUACUCCGCCUGCCGACCCUCCACCUAGUCCUCACACUCAAAGCAGCAGCACCUCUGAUGUGGAUAAAAAUGGCACCGCCGGGCAUAAUCCCACAGCAGAAGGAAACAGCGAGGAGGUGCAGGUGGGUAAAAUCUCCUUCACGCCGUCUGAGGUGCUCGGACACGGCACCGCGGGAACGUUUGUCUUCAGGGGUAAUUUCGAUGGACGGCACGUAGCGGUGAAGCGAAUACUGCCGGAGUGUUUCGACAUAGCAGAGCGCGAGGUGCAGCUCCUCCGAGAGUCGGACACUCACCCGAACGUCAUCCGAUACUUCUGCACGGAGAGAGACCGCCUCUUCAAGUACAUCGCCAUCGAGCUGUGCGCUGCCACCCUGCAACAGUACGUGGAGGAUCCGUCUUGCUUUCCUGAGCUGAAUCCUAUAACUCUGCUGGGACAGACCAUGUGUGGCCUCUCACACCUCCACUCACUCAACAUAGUCCAUCGUGACCUGAAGCCUCGAAACAUCCUCCUCUCUGGUCCCAGUGCGCUGGGUCGGGUCCGAGCUCUCAUCUCUGACUUUGGACUCUGUAAGAAGAUCCCAGCCGGUCGGAGCAGCUUCUCUUUGCGGUCAGGAAUACCAGGAACCGAAGGGUGGAUAGCUCCCGAAGUACUGCGGGAUACUCCCGGCAACAAACCGACGGCAGCUGUGGACGUCUUCUCGGCAGGCUGUGUGUUCUACUUCGUGGUCAGCAGGGGGCAGCACCCCUUUGGCGAUUCAUUUAGACGGCAGGUCAACAUCCUGUCAGGAGAAUAUUCACUCUCGCAUUUUAUGGAGGAUAUACACGAUGACGUCAUAGCGCAGGAUCUGAUCGAGCAGAUGAUCAGUGCCGAGGCCGAGUCGCGGCCCUCCACCGCCUGUGUGCUCAAACAUCCGUUCUUCUGGAGCCCCGAGAAGCAGCUGCUCUUUUUCCAGGACGUGAGUGACCGAAUAGAGAAGGAACCAGCAGACAGUCCGAUCGUGGUCAAAAUGGAGACUGCAGGGAGAGUAGUGGUUCGAACCAACUGGAGGAUGCACAUCUCUGUGCCGCUGCAGACAGACUUGAGGCGGUUCAGGACAUACAAAGGGAACUCGGUCAGAGAUCUGCUGAGAGCCAUGAGGAAUAAGAAGCAUCACUACCACGAGUUGCCACCGGAGGUGCAGGAGGCUCUCGGCGAGCUGCCCGAAGGCUUCGUCAGCUACUUCACCUCACGCUUUCCACGGUUACUGAUGCACACACACGCUGCUCUGCACAUCUGCUCCCACGAGAGACUGUUUCACCCCUACUAUCUACCCCCCCACUCCAAAUAGCAAUAACACGACCCUGCACAUUAUACUCUGUAUACACACUGAUGUACAGAAAGUGCCCUUUAUUGCUUUUGUAAAGCCCGCACUGUUUUUUGGUACAGUGCUGUGAGAAAGUUUUUAUAUGGCUUGAGCUGUUUUAUAGAUUUAUUUUUAUUUUUCUGCAGCUGUUGAUCAGGAAACGGUUUUAAGAUUAAAUUAGAAAGUACACUCCACUAAAGCUACAUACUUUAUUAUAAUAAACAAUGUUUUUGAACUACAUCUUAACUUGUAACUCCAUCAGAAUUUUUGUAUUCAAUUAAAUGCAAUAGUUCAUCAAUGUGUUUCCUCUAAACAACUACUGUAGAAAAUCAAUGCUUAGUUUCAGGUGAUUUUACACAAAUUAUAACAGUUAUGACUAUUAUAUUCCAUUUCUAUAGAAAGACAAAACAAAAGGACAGAGAGGGGUAUGACAUGCAACAAUUUCAUUUUCAAAAGUUUGUCUAAAAUUUAGAUAAUGUUAUUUAAUAUGACAUUAAACUAAUAGGAAAAUGUAAUUUAUUUUCUGAUGACAUUCUGGGCAUAUCGUGGAAGGUGAUGUUCACCUAUUAAUAGCUCUGGGGUCCAGAUUAAACGGCACCACAAACCAUAUGCGAGGUGCACAAACUUUGUCACAGCACUGUAGGUAACACAGACACUGGACUACAGGUUUUUAUAAGAGAUAAAGCUUGUGUUGCUGUUCCAAGGCUUCAUGUCAUAGAAGAAAUCUCUGCUAUCCUUUUUAAACAGUCACGUUGCUGCUGUGCUUCUCUCAGCUCCUCUGUAGGCCGUGCCAAAGACUCCACAAUAUUUGCUUUGCUGUUUGUUUUUAUGUAUUUGAUGUGUGUCCGAAUGUAUCUACACUGACUGAAGAAUGUACUGCGCCAUCGUUUCUCACUGAAAGCAGUACAUGAAGCGCAAUAGUCAAAUAUUGGCUCUGUUAAAACGUGGGCGGGUUCUGGGUAAAUCAGAUUGAUGCAGGCGAUAAUGCAACAAUGGCAACUACUUAAUUUGCCAAUUUCAUUUCAAUGUAUAGAUCUUUUCAACAGAAAUGCAAUGUAUUUCACCACUCCUGAAUGUUGGCAUUGCUUGAUCUUUUGAGCCUCUUUUCAAAUGACACUAAAUGCUCUCAGAGAUAUGUGAAGUGUCUCCCUGUAACUACUGGAUGAAGGUUUUUUUCAUUGGUCUGCAGUAGAAUGAAUGAUGACGAAUCCAAACUUUUGUACUUUUUUGUGAAUGAGUGAAUUGAACUGAUGCUUUGGGUGUGCCAGAGAAUUAAUAAAUCAAGUGUUGU